AGGGCGCUCGGGCUCACUAGGGUGGCGGGUGCCCCUAGAACAUCACAAUGCCGAAGCAAGAGGUCGGCUCCACAAAAUGGCUUGGCAACAAGAUGAAGGCCAAAGGGCUGCAAAAGCUGCGAUGGUACUGCCAGAUGUGUCAGAAACAAUGCCGAGAUGAGAAUGGUUUCAAAUGCCACCGCAUGUCAGAUGGACACCAGCGGCAGAUGCAACUCUUUGUUCAAGACCCCAAUCGCUUUAUGGACGAGUUUUCCCAGGAGUUCGAGAGGGGCUUCAUGCAGCUGAUGAGUCACACCUACAGAUCACAAAGAGUCUUGGCCAACACGGUUUACUGUGACUUCAUCUCCAACAGGCACCACACGCACAUGAACUCCACCAUUUGGGUGACACUCAGUAACUUCGUCCAGUACCUGGGCAGAACGAACCAGUGCACGAUCGACAAGACACCCAAAGGCUGGUACAUCCAGUACGUGGACAACUCUCCAGAAGCGCGCAUGAGGGCAGCCGCACAGAAGGCCGCGGAGGAGCUUGAAGUUUCAUCUGAGCGGCGGCAUGCAGUCCAGUUGCAAAGGGCAAUCGAGGAGUGCAAGAAGGAUGGCGGCUUCCAAGACUCCGAGUUCACAGAGUUGCAGCGGAAGGAGGGGGAUGCUCCAAUUGCAUUCAAUAUGCCUGCGGGAUCCUCUUCCGCUGCAAGCGCGCCUUCCAAUGCAGCCAAAGCAGCUGUGGUGACUGAAAGCGAGAAGAAGAAUGUUUUGGCUGAAGCAUUUGAAGAGCAUGAGUCGAAAAGUAUUCAGGAGGGAAACACACGGAAGCUGAGCGCCGUUGAGAAGAUCAAGCUGGAGCACGAAGACGCAAAGAGGCGGAAGCUUCAGCAAGAAGCUCCUGAAGCACCUGAGUCGCCUUCUGAAAGUUCCUCCUCAGGCAAUGAACCGUGGCUUUGCGAAGGAAUCAUCGUGAAGGUUAUGCAUCAGGAGUUGGCAGGAGGAAAAUACUACCGCAAGAAGGGCAAGGUUGAGCGCGUGCGUCAGCAAUUUGCGGCUGAGAUCAGGAUGGCGGAGGGCAGGGAUCUCAUCCGCUUGGACCAGGAAAUGCUGGAGACGGUAAUUCCGAAUCUUGGCAAGCCGGUCAUGGUGGUGAAGGGACAGUACGCGGGCAAGAGGGCCCGAAUGAGGUCAGUAGACCUGGAGGCCUUUUGUGUGUCCAUCGAGUUUGAGGACAUGGCCGCGUGGUCGAGGGCUUGCGCUAUGACCAGGUGUGCAAGAUCGACGAGUAGGCCAUGUUGAGCACAGAGCCGUUUCACCUCGCCCGUCGCUAGAAAA
Effrenium voratum is the source of this 1319-nucleotide messenger RNA. The record is from the annotation of a GenBank genome assembly. NCBI's taxonomy places the organism in Eukaryota, Dinophyceae, Suessiales, Symbiodiniaceae.